GUGUGGUGAGAACGAAAACGGGUGAGCUUUAAAGCUUAUCUUGUUUUCAAUUUGACGGUUGAAAAUGGCGCCUAGAUUUUGGAUCUACGGUUUCAACCCUUUUGAAAUAGACGGCAAUGGAGAUUUGCAAGAAUUAGAUCUCAGUAAAUUUGUCAAAGAUACCCAGGGUGAGAUUAUAAUCGAACUUACUGCUACUCAUGCUUUGGUUGCAACCGGAAGUUCGCUUUUAUCAUACUCCUGCAUUACGGAAACAUCGCACACCGUCGACUGUGGCAGUCGAAUUGCUCAUCUUUCGGCAAACAACUGGUACUGUUUGAUCCUUUUGAAGAAUGGCCACCUUCUGAAGUAUGAUAUCUAUUCGCAACAAACGAAAAAACUUGAUUUUCUGUCGGUUGAAAAUUCACCGGAAUCUGAAAGCGUGGAGUCAAUUUCUCACAUCGCAUGUGGUGAUAAGGUAUCGAUUGCAGUUACUAGCCCAGGGAAAUAUGUAUUCAACAUUCCCAACAAGACGUUUACUUUUCCGAAGCAUGUUCGCAUCCGAAAAGUAGUUGUGGGACUGGAGCAUUGCUUGCUGUUGACCGGAAAUGGCGACGUGUACAGUUGGGGCUGUGGAUUACGCGGUCAGUUGGGCAACGGUGCGAUAACUCCCCAUAAGGAGCAACCGCAGCUGGUAGAAGCCCUGGCGGGAGUCAAAAUCGUGGAUAUCGCAGCCGGCGGUUGGCAUUCGGCGGCCGUGUCCUCGUUUGGAGAUCUGUACUGCUGGGGAUGGAACAGCAAAGGGCAGUUGGGACUGAUGGACGAGAAACAAGUCAGGGGAACUGUGUUUGCGCUACCUCAGGUGAUUGAAGUUUCGGAACAGGAAGACGAUCAGUCGCAAGAAAUCUCCAUAGAAAAUGUUCAUUGUGGGAAUUGCCAUACCGUGGUGAUAAGUUCCAAAGGAGAAUUGUAUUUUGCUGGAAAUGAUCUUCGGAAAAAGCUAGAUUAUGUUAACGUUGAGCGAAAUCCGAACCUGAGUGGGUUUAAAAAGUUUGAAAGCUUUCCGAAAGUCGAUGGUUUGAAGCUUUUGAAAAGUGGAGCGAAUUCGCUCGUUUUUGUGAGCGAAUGUGGUGAUGGCGAAAUGUCGCCAUGAAGGAUAAAUUAAACUAAGAAGUUACGCUAUUGUACGAUAGGUGGCUAUU
Molecule: messenger RNA, 1178 nt
Organism: Aedes aegypti (yellow fever mosquito)
Lineage: Eukaryota; Metazoa; Arthropoda; Insecta; Diptera; Culicidae
Product: probable E3 ubiquitin-protein ligase HERC3
Exons: 3
Coding region: 65-1129 (354 amino acids)
Source: RefSeq, a predicted model, not a curated record